UGUUAAUUUUUUAUAUACAUCGUGAAUGUAUUCUAUACACAGUUAACUUUUUUAAAUGCAUGAUUAAAGAAUUCCGACUUUUUUAUAAAAGUUUAUUUUUAUAAUACGUAUAUUUCAGGAUAUUUUGAAAUACAAGCAAAAGUUAAAACAAACGAAUGCAAAAAUCCGAAGAAAAAAAGGAAGAAAGAAAAAGGGCCAAAGGUCUGUGCCGCGCUGGGCCGGUCCAAUUUGAAGCGAGGCAUAUUUCUGAUCUCAAAAAAAUAAAAGGAAAAAAAUCCCCAAUUCCCUUCUGCCCCCUCUCCGGCUCCCGAUCUGAAUUCGCCUCCUGCCGGCCUCCGUGGUCACUGCCUCGCCGGUAGGUGCCACUGGCCGUCGCCGCCUCACGCCGUCCUCCGUGCCUCGCCUCGCCCUUUUCCGCACGCUCAGUCCACCAGCGGCCAGCCGCCCAGUCCUGCCCGGCGCCCGGCGGUGCGCAGGGUGACCGCGUGAGGCGCGCACCCUGCCCUGCACUACAGCAGCUGCCUGCAGCCACCAGCCAGCCCUCCCACCGUCUCACGAGGCCACGACUCAACAGAGUACACAGGUGUUCCUAGAUCCGCCCUCUCCCUCGUUGCCAAUGACGCCGACACCUGCGCGCGCCUCGGCAGCCACCGCACACGCCCUGCUAUGCAGAACCAGAUGCUUCGCUAGGGCGAAUCGGAUCCGGCCGACCACGAGGACCUUCUCUGGAGCGCCAGUGGGGGCAGUUGGCCCACAGGGUUGCGCGGAGAAGGUUGGUGGUGUGAAAGUUGGAGAUGACGAGCUCGACGUUGCUAUUGUUGGUGGAGGCAUGGUGGGCUUGGCUGUUGCUUGUGCACUGUCCAAUAUGCCAUUGACCAAACAUCUGCGAGUUGCAGUCAUCGAUAGCAAUCCUGCAUUGAAGUCAAGGAAUUAUCUGAAAAAAGAUGGUGUACCUGAUUCAAGGGUCAGCACUGUUACUCCUGCAACCAUUUCCAUCUUCAGAGAUAUUGGUGCAUGGGAGCAUAUUCUACAGCAAAGACAUGCAUUCUUUGGUAAAAUGCAGGUGUGGGAUUACACCGGACUAGGAUACACGAGGUACAGCGCAAGAGAUGUGGGCAAAGAAUAUCUUGGGUUUGUCUUUUCCAACGAACUUUGGAUGAUUUUGAUUUGCAUCUAGAUGUUUAGCCUGAUGUUUGAUUUCUCCUAAUACUACCUCACUCCAUACCAAUGGUUUGUUUCCUAGUUUAUAAACUUGCUGAAUACCAAUGGGUUUUUUUUCCAUCGGAAUAGUCACCUUAAAUUGAUACUUUGGAUGUUUACCUUAUCAGGAGCAAAAGAAAGACCUUGAAAAGAUGAUCUACCCUGCCCGAUUGGUGUCUCUUGCUUUCCCAUGAAAGAGCAGGCACAUAGGAGUAGGAGGAGUGAAGCUACCAUCAACUGAGGCAGAUUCCAUUGGGAAUACUUCAGAGGAACUACGCCGUAGUAGUUUGGUUAAGCUUGAUCUAAGUGAUGGGCAGACUUUAUAUUCGAAGUUGGUGGUAGGAGCUGAUGGUUCCAAAUCAAAUGUAAGGCAGGUUGCUGGCAUAAAAACAACUGGGUGGAGUUAUCCUCAGAGUGCGAUUAUAUGCACAGUAGAGCAUACAACAGCGAAUGACUGUGCAUGGCAGAGGUUUCUCCCUUCUGGUCCGAUUGCCCUACUUCCAAUAGGUGACAACUUCAGCAAUAUAGUGUGGACAAUGAGCCCAGAGGAGGCAUCGCGCCAUAAGUCAAUGAGCUCUGAAGAUUUUGUGAUGUCAGUGAACCGUGCAUUGGAUUUUGGUUAUGGACCGCAUCCCAGCUCUAGUAGUCUUGACCAUUACAUGGAAAAGUUAUUUUCUGGCAGUGGACAUACUGCAGCGUCUACAAAAGAAUGCUUUGAAGUACCACCAAGAGCAAUUGGGUUGAUCUCUGAGAGAAUGGCAUUUCCGUUGUCACUGAUGCAUUCCCAUGAUUAUGUUUCAAAAGGGCUAGCACUAGUUGGUGAUGCUGCUCAUACAGUUCACCCCUUGGCCGGUCAAGGUGUCAAUUUGGGUUUUGGAGAUGCUGCUGCCUUAGCAAAAGUUAUUUCUGAAGGAGUUUCUGUUGGUGCUGAUAUUGGGGAUCUAUCUUUGCUUAGUCGGUAUGAGAAUGACCGCAAGGCUGCUAAUGUUGCGAUGGCGGCAGUUCUAGAUGGUUUCCAGAAGAUGUACUCCGUUGAUUUCGGACCCCUCAAUGUGCUAAGAGCCGCUGCAUUCCAUGGGGCCCAGUAUAUAUCACCACUGAAAAGGAAUAUAAUCUCUUAUGCAAUGGGCGAUAAAAAAUCUCCUCUAUUCUCAUAGGCAGCAGCAGGUCUUAGAAACCUGCUGGCUUUGCGGUACUGUCGUCGAAUAGUAUGGUGUACUCUGGGCUUCUACCGAUGAGUAUUUUAAGCUAGUGAUGUUUCGCGGAGAAAUGUUAAGAGUGCAUAAAAUUUGACAAGAAAGUAGUAAUUCUACCAAAUAAAAUGAGAUCUCCUUCCGGGUGUUGUUAGAA
This is a messenger RNA of Aegilops tauschii subsp. strangulata, 2550 nucleotides long. RefSeq lists its product as uncharacterized. NCBI's taxonomy places the organism in Eukaryota, Viridiplantae, Streptophyta, Magnoliopsida, Poales, Poaceae. Gene Ontology annotation, biological process: carotene biosynthetic process; xanthophyll biosynthetic process. Gene Ontology annotation, cellular component: mitochondrion. The record is from RefSeq and is a predicted model, not a curated record.